Orbilia oligospora ATCC 24927 is the source of this 909-nucleotide messenger RNA. RefSeq lists its product as uncharacterized. The transcript has 2 exons. NCBI's taxonomy places the organism in Eukaryota, Fungi, Ascomycota, Orbiliomycetes, Orbiliales, Orbiliaceae. The record is from RefSeq and is a predicted model, not a curated record. The coding region runs from base 1 to 909 and encodes 302 amino acids.
AUGUCCGACGAACUAGCAGAGCAAGUCACUAUCGACGACCCCGCAAAAGACGAAUUCACAAACGAAUUCGCCCAACCCUUCAUCAUCGACGAAAAGGACCAACUAGCAUUCCGACCCCCAGCAUCUCGUAACUACCUUGGCACAGUCACACGGGACACAAUAACCGAACUUGAGAUUUCAAAAACAUACCUCUCAGCUCGAGUCGCACAGGUUUCAUACGGAACCUAUAAAUCUAGACCAGCAGCUAUUAUUGUUCUAGACUUUGUAUUUCAUUCUUCUGAUCAUAGACGGCAGAGGUUCAAGGAUGCGACUAUAGAAAUUGAUUUUACUCAGGAGGGAGGGCUUGGAAGAGCGGGUGAUGCGGAGACUACUGCUGUUGUUCCCGUUAGUAUUGCGCAGUUUGCGCCGAAAUUAGUUUAUGGGGAGAAGAAGGCGGAGGAGGUUACUUGGGGGUUGGAUUUAAGUGUGGGUGCAAAUUUAGUCGCCGGCCCUGCUUCUCUCGAAAUCGCGAAUAGUGCCGUGUACCGAGAAUCAAAGUACAGCCGUGAUCACAAAUUAGUUAUCGAGGGCUCGGCCCGCGGUAGCGGUCCCACACGUCUAGUCUGGUCCAUUCAGGAACGUAAACACGAUGGUAUCCCGCCUCAAUUUACAACAGCAUUCAUGGUAUUCCACCCUAGAGGCCUGAAAUUCUCGGCUAGGAUGAAUGUCAAGGCGUCGAUAGGGUUCUCGUUGGAUCCUAGACGGUGGAAGAUAUUUUUACCGAAUGAUGAUCGGAUGUAUUUUCAUGAUGAACAUCCGAAGGGAUCAGACUUGGGGCAUAGGGAGUUCGAUAAGAUUGAUUUUAGGGAAUUUUACAAGACGAGUUUGGAGAGGAUUGUACUCGAGAAAGGGGGGUUGAAUAUUCUGUAG